AGGCAAUGCUACCACUACAAGAAUGAAUACUCCUUGCGAACCUUCUGCUCACUGGAGCUGUCAUACGGUAGUUGGAUCAUGAUAGACGGGCCAGAACCGCCAGAACCUACACGACCUGCCCAGUAUGGCCUUCGACGCUGGAGGCUAUGUUGCUCCAAGCACGAGCAAUAUCCAGGACCUUGAUGCCGCCCUUCCCAUGUUCAACGUUGAGAGGGUGUCUCUCCAGUUUGCGAUAUCAUCCGACUUUGUAGCUGCUGAGGUUGCCAACAAUGUGCUGAUCCUCGCGCUUUCGACGGGCCGCAUUCUGCGAAUCGACCUUGACAGCCCCGCCGACAUUGAUGACAUUGACCUACCCAAAAAGCCUGGCGAAAUUGGGGUGAUCCGACGACUAUUCCUCGACCCCUCUGCGUCCCACCUCAUUAUCACGACCACGCUCGGCGAGAACUACUACCUCCAUACCCAAGCACGGACACCGAAAACACUUUCGAGAUUGAAAGGGGUUGUGAUAGAAAGUGUAGCAUGGAAUCCUUCCCAACCGACUGCGUCAACAAGAGAGAUACUGAUUGGAGCAUCGAACGGGAAUAUCUACGAAGUGUAUAUCGAGCCGUCUUCGGAGUUCUAUAGACGGGAGGAGCGUUAUCUGAAGGGAGUAUAUAAAGCUCCGGACGGGCCCAUCACAGGCAUCUGGGCAGAUCUGAUACCGGGGCGAGCGGACCUCCGACGAGUCGUGGUCGCAACACCUACGAAGCUGCUACAUUUUGCGGGCAAGAUUGGCCGACAUGGAAACGAGGGCAGUGGGUCGAUAUUCUCGAAGCUGUUUGAGAGUGAAUCGCCCAAUGUCCACGAUGUUUCAGGGCCACAGUCUUCCUCUCCAUCGUGUCUGGCAGUCUCGCCGGAGCUCGAAGAAGCGCCAUCAUUAGACCCAGUAGGAUCCGAAAAGGUAUUUGCGUGGUUAAUGUCACAAGGCGUUGUGCAUGGCAAGCUUCUGACUUCGGCGGAUACAUCCGAGCUGGGCAGCAAGGUGUUCUCAGAGACGAGAAUGUUCCCUAGAUCGCAAAUUCCCCCGUCCCAGACUGCUGGGGGUCGGCCGCGCAAGAGCCAGGAUCCAGUAACAUCCAUGAUUUUAUCUCAGUGGCAUGUUUUGCAGCUUGUCGAAGGCCGAGUUGUUGCUACCAACAGGUUGGACGACACAGUAGUGUUCGACCAAGCUAUCCUAGAGGCUGGACAGACUGCACUUGGCUUGGUAGCUGACUUAAAAAAAAACACGUACUGGCUGUUCACUACCCAAGAGAUAUUCGAAAUCGUGGUCACGGACGAGAACAGAGAUGUUUGGAAGAUCAUGCUCAAGUCUCAACAAUUUGAAGCUGCCUCUCAAUUUGCCAAAACAUCAGCACAAAAAGAUGCAGUAGCCACUGCCUCUGGAGACUACCUCGUCGGCAAGGGACAAUUUCUUGAAGCUGCGGCAGUUUACGGACGCAGCACGAAGCCCUUCGAGCAGGUAGCUCUCACAUUCAUUGACAACGGCGAGUCAGACGCUCUUCGAAAGUACCUCUUGACCAAGCUAUCGACAAUGAAGAAGUCAGCUGUAAUGCAGCGGGUGAUGCUGGCUACAUGGCUUGUCGAACUCUUUAUGGCGAAGCUGAACACACUAGACGAUACAAUCACGACGAAAGCGGAGCUCUCGGAAAGUAUGAAUGCCGCUGAGAGUCAAGACCAAUUAUCUACGACUCGGCGAGAAUACCAGGACUUUGCAUCUAAAUACAAGGCCGACCUUGACCGGAAAACAGUCUACGAAGUUAUCAGCAGCCACGGGCGAGAGGAAGAGCUUCUCUAUUUCGCUACUGUUGUCAACGACUACAACUAUGUUCUCGCGUACUGGAUUCAACGAGAGCGAUGGCAGGAAUCCUUGAACGUAUUAAAGAAGCAGACCGACCCUGAAAUCUUCUACAAGUACAGUAGUGUUUUGAUGGCAAAUGUACCGUUGGACCUCGUAGAAAUCAUGAUGAGGCAGAGCAAUUUGGAUGCUCGCAAACUAAUACCUGCGCUUCUUAAUUACAACAAGAUAACAAAUGUCCCUCUCGCACAGAAUCAAGCUGUGCGUUACCUGUACUUUGAAAUCAAUCAGCACCAAUCCACGGAUGCUGCUGUCCACAACACCUUAAUAUCCAUUUACGCAUCUCAUCCCACUACCGACGAGUCCGCCUUGCUUUCCUACCUUGAGUCUCAAUCGUAUGCAAACGAGCAGGACUAUGACGCGGAUUUUGCACUCCGUCUUUGUAUUCAACACAAGCGAGUACAGAGCUGCGUCCACAUCUACAGCUCCAUGCAACAAUACGUUCAAGCAGUCGACCUAGCCCUCAAGUACGAUGAAGUCGAACUUGCAAGCAAUGUCGCCGACCGCUCCGACACAGACCCGGCCCUUCGGAAAAAGCUGUGGCUUGCAGUCGCGAAGAAGGUCAUCUCCCAAAGCUCGGGGAUCAAGACCGCCAUCGACUUCUUGAAGCGAUGCGAUUUACUCAGGAUCGAGGACUUGAUCCCAUUCUUCCCUGAUUUCGUCGUCAUUGACGACUUCAAAGAGGAGAUAUGUGCUGCUUUGGAAGAGUAUUCGCGACAGAUUGACGAAUUGCGGAAGGAGAUGGAUGAGAGCGAGGAGACGGCUGCGCAUAUCAAAACGGAUAUCAAGGCCUUGGAGCAGCGAUACGCGAUUGUGGAACCGGGGGAGAGGUGUUACGUCUGCUCACUACCACUCUUGGCUCGCCAGUUCUUUGUGUUCCCGUGCCAGCAUGCUUUCCACAGUGACUGCCUUGCUAAGAAGGUGGUCGAGCUUGCGGGAUUCACGAAAGGAAGGAGGAUUACAGAGCUACAGGUGGAAGUCAGCAAGGGCGUCAGCGUUGGCUCGAAACGAGAGAAGGCUAUCAGGGAGCUGGAUGCUUUGGUUGGGUCGGCUUGUGUGCUAUGUAGUGAGAUGGCAGUCAAGCUCAUAGAUGAGCCGUUCGUUGCGUCCAAUGAUAACAAGGAGGAGUGGGCCUUGUAGGCUCUUUCUCAGUAGCGGCCUGUAUAUAGGAAACCCUUUUCAACGAACGAGAGUGGAGUAGAUAUGGUGUGGCAUAGGGCUAGAUGAGGAAGA
Messenger RNA from Mytilinidion resinicola, 3127 nucleotides. RefSeq lists its product as uncharacterized. Gene Ontology annotation, biological process: endosome organization; intracellular protein transport; vesicle-mediated transport. The record is from RefSeq and is a predicted model, not a curated record. Gene Ontology annotation, molecular function: protein-macromolecule adaptor activity. The coding region runs from base 125 to 3034 and encodes 969 amino acids. NCBI's taxonomy places the organism in Eukaryota, Fungi, Ascomycota, Dothideomycetes, Mytilinidiales, Mytilinidiaceae. Gene Ontology annotation, cellular component: endosome; HOPS complex. The transcript is spliced from 4 exons.